AUGGAAGGGACCACCAAGAAGCUGCGCAGCAACAUCCGGCGAAGCACGGAGACUGGCAUCGCGGUGGAGAUGCGGAGCCGGGUCACGCGUCAGGGCAGCCGGGAGUCCACGGAUGGGAGCAUCAACAGCAACAGCUCGGAUGGCACGUUCAUCUUCCCCACCACACGGCUUGGCGCCGAGAGCCAGUUCAGUGAUUUCCUGGAUGGACUGGGGCCAGCCCAGAUUGUGGGGCGACAGACGCUGGCCACGCCACCCAUGGGGGACGUGCAUAUUGCUAUGAUGGACCAGAGAGGCCAGCUGGAGGUAGAAGUGAUUGAGGCUCGAGGCCUGACCCCCAAACCAGGUUCUAAGUCUCUCCCAGCCACCUAUAUCAAGGCUUACCUGCUUGAGAAUGGGGCCUGCUUGGCCAAGAAGAAGACAAAGGUGGCCAAGAAGACCCGCGAUCCCCUAUACCAGCAGGCUCUGCUCUUUGACGAGGGGCCCCAGGGUAAGGUGCUGCAGGUGAUUGUCUGGGGUGACUAUGGCCGAAUGGACCACAAGUGCUUCAUGGGCAUGGCCCAGAUCAUGCUGGAUGAGCUAGACCUGAGGGCUGCAGUCACUGGCUGGUAUAAACUCUUCCCCACCUCCUCAGUGGCCGACUCCACGCUCGGAUCCCUGACCAGGCGGCUGUCCCAGUCCUCCCUGGAGAGUGCCACCAGCCCCUCCUGCUCCUAAGGACCACAGGAAGAAGGGCUGGAGUGGUGGUGUGCAAAGGGGUGCCAGCGGGGCCCCCACCUCCCCCCUGUACAUAGUCUUCAUGUCUAAAGGGACCCUGUGCCCUGCUGCAUGCCCAUGGGCUCCUGGGCUCAUCCCAGCUGGCAGUGGAGACUACGUGUGUGUGUAUGUGUGUGUGUGUGUGUGUGUGUGUGUGUAUAUGUGUACUCUGUGUCUGUGUGACCACCUUGAUACAUGUCUAUCUGUCUGGGAAGUCAGUCCGCAUGACUACUGGGCAGAAACCCUUGUCUCUUUGUAUCUUAUUGAAAAGAAACCCAAAGGAAUGUUGUGUGGGCACAACUCACCAGAGGGGUCCCUAGGCAUACAAGGUGGGGGCUGGGGGGUGGAGAGACACAGGGCUUUCCUGCCUGGUCCUGGGACUGGGCCAGCACUUACGUUCCCUCCCUGUGCCUCCUCCUGGUGGUCGCUGCUUAGUCCUCCAUCUUGUCCUGUCCCACCCUCUGCCUCUCCCCAGUGCUGCUGCUGCUGCUGUUUUGAGGAAUGUAGCAUUCAUUGCAGCUGACCACGCUGGAACCCCCACCCCACUCCUUUCUCUCCCAGCAUCAUUUCUCCUGCCUGAGCAGCCCUGGGCACUCUUCCCACAGAUGCCCUUUGCAGCAUGUUAGGGCCCUGGGCAAGGCCCCGGGGGACACCGCUGCUGCCCAGGGACUGAGGGCUUGGAGACCUCUAUCUCCCUUGGGCUGGAGCCACCUCCUUCCUACAGGUGGAGGCUUUGAUUCAGAGAGGGCUGGCCAGAUCUCUUAGAGGGAGGGGCCAGGCCCCCCACCCCCACCCCCCUGAGCAUCUGUUCUUGAUCUCUUUCUUCUCAUCAAGACUCCACAUGCCACAGGUGCGCUCCUUGUGGACCUCAGGAGGCCGGGAGUGGAGGGCCUUGACCUUUAGAGAGAGGGAUGUUAUCUUCCACAGCAGGCAGUCUCUGGGAUUCCUGUGUCCUCCCCAGGCCCUGCGGGGGUGGGGGUGGGGGGCAUCCUUCAGGCUCAUCUCUGGUGGGGUGUGGCUUGGUGAGGAGGUGCUGGGCUAGGGUUCUUUGCUGGAAUAAGGAGGUCUGAGGCUGGCUUGUUCUGAACCACGGCCAAGGGUCCCUUUAGACCUUUGGAGAUUAGCUGCAUGAAGUGGCUCACUUGAAGCUCGUCUUUGCUCCUUUCCAGACUGGGGUCUAAAAGCUCCGUCAUGCUUGGGCUCCUGGCUUCAGACUCCGGACCGCCAGUCACCAGCUCUGUACAAGCAAUACUUACCCCUCUCGCCCUGCCUCACUGCCCUUAGACAGUGGCAGGGCUGGCUUGCUCGAGGCACCUGCCGCAUCUGCUCUCUGCUUUCUUGCCCACCCCAGUCCGCUCAGAGCUUUUCAAACUCUGGCCUGAUAUGAUAUCUGGCCCAAAUUGGUAGAGGCCAAUUCCUGGACUGGAUCUUUUGAGGGGACUGCUGGUCAUCCUGGCUCACAACGGCCCUGCCCCGGCCCUGUCCCUGGUGCCCUCUCAGUUCUCUGGGGAAUGUAAAGGGUGAGAGGUUGCUCCAAAAGUGGACCAAGCCACCCCGGGGCCAUGUUGCGUGGGGAGGGAAGAGCGGCGAGUCAUGGGGAGCGUACCC
Echinops telfairi (small Madagascar hedgehog) is the source of this 2361-nucleotide messenger RNA. RefSeq names its product regulating synaptic membrane exocytosis 3 (gene RIMS3). Gene Ontology annotation, molecular function: small GTPase binding; transmembrane transporter binding. The transcript has 6 exons. Gene Ontology annotation, biological process: positive regulation of synaptic transmission; regulation of synaptic plasticity; calcium ion-regulated exocytosis of neurotransmitter. The coding region runs from base 1 to 714 and encodes 237 amino acids. NCBI's taxonomy places the organism in Eukaryota, Metazoa, Chordata, Mammalia, Afrosoricida, Tenrecidae. Gene Ontology annotation, cellular component: presynaptic membrane; cytoskeleton of presynaptic active zone. The record is from RefSeq and is a predicted model, not a curated record.